CUCAGCUGGGACAUUUAAACGGCACGGCACGGAGCGGCGCGGCGCGGCGGGGGAGCGGCCCGGCCGGAAACAAAGUGACAAGAGAUAUGUCCUUGUUGUUGAAACAUCUAAACAAUUCAGUAAGGAUGCAGUUAUUUUUGGAGAGACUGACUUGGACAUGAUCAAAUUUUACUUCUGAUACAUCUAAUUUGAUACAUCUAGUACGUCCAUCGGUUGCUGCCCUAAUUUGCCAAGAUUUGUCCAAGGCAAGGAAGAGAGGAUUAAAGGAAUCAUUCAGAAUUGGAAUGUAAUCAUUUGGCCCAAGCCUCUAUUUUGGAUGGAUUAUAGCCAGAUAUGGUCUGCAGACCAUAGUUUGAUCACUCCUGGAUUACUGAUAGUAAUUUUAAUAUAGUGUAGUUUCUGAUAUGGUAAUACUACAGUAAAAUCUGAACUAUUCAUCACCGUGGAAUUUUUUAAAGAUCAAGAAAUCCUCGUUCAAUAAACUUUUCCACAUCUUUGCUAAUGUAAUCAAUUCUUUGAUCCUUUGUUUUGAGACAAUAACCCUUCCCCCUCCCCGCCCACCUCCCCGUGUUUAUUUACAACACGUUAAAGUCUGGGCAUAUUACUGGAACAUGGAUCAGCUGGGAUAUGUGAAAGGUGCUUCUAUCCAACUUAGCAAAGAUGGAUUAAGCAAGCCUGCUCUGCCCCAGAAGAAUGCUUAUGCCAGGCUUGUGCAAAAGCACCAUAGCGGUCGAUUCCGAUCUUAUUUAAAUCAUAUUGCACAGAAGAUACAGCUAGAAGAGAGCAGCCUCAACGACCCCAAUUCGGAUGUAGAACCCUCUCUGAAGAGAGGCAUGAUGAGAGACGCUCUGGCAAGAAAUGGCUUGACUGCACUUAGCUAUUCACCAAUCAAAACAUCUCAGUUGGAACAGCCUGCACUUGUAGGAUUUGAGAAACUGAAUGAAGAGAAAAGCCAAGUCUUUGCUAACAGAUGGCCUCAUGAAAGAGAUCCCAGCAUUGGUCGAGAAGGAAACCUUCAAGUAGAGGAAGAUUAUUCUGUAAAACAGCAUGGACCUGCAACUGACUUGUUAAAAGUGAAUGAUGCCUUGGGUGGGAGGGUAACACAAGGCACUUCUCUGCAGAAAUCUGGGUCUGAAGAAAAGGACGAAGAGGAAGUGUGGAAGAACAAACAUAAGAAAAGGAACAAGUGUCCUGCCAACCUGGACAGAGCAGAUGAAUACUUGACUGAUGAGCAGUUUAGUAUGGAUUUGCCUGCAGCAAAUGCCAGGAAAACCAGUCACUUGUCUUCUGGUCAAAUUCAAGGUGGAGACAAGAGAAGCUUUGCAAGAACCAGAAACAACUCAGAAUCAACCAGAGCUCCCCAGAAUUUUGAUAGGAAGAGGCAGCUCUCCGAAGCACAGGCAGAAACAAUGAACAAUUCAGACUGCAGAAUAAACCCUAGAAAACUGGGAACUCCCAGAGGAGAGUCCCAUGCAGCAGUCUCCACAUCAGGCGAUAGAAAGAAUCGGAAUAAACCCACAAGAGGGAGGAAGAAGAACGUAUUUGAAGCCUACAUGUCAAUGGAAGAUGUUGCAGCAGGAUUGAAAAGGGGAGAGCUUAUUCAGGGACCUUUGAGAAUAAAUCCUAAGAAAUACCAUGAAGCCUUCAUUCCAUCUCCAGAUGGGAUUCGUGAUAUCUUUAUUGAUGGGGUGGUUGCUCGCAACAGAGCCCUAAAUGGUGACAUUGUGGUGGUGAAACUGCUUCCCAAGGAGCAAUGGAAGCCCCAUGGCGCCUCGGGCUGCUUCGCCCUGCCCCCGCUGCAGCCGCCCUGCGGCAUUUGCAGGCGGUUCCAUGCGCCCCGCGGGGCGGACCCCAGCCCAAGUGUCCCGUGCUCCACGUGUCGGAGCCUGCCAGAUGGCCCGCCCAGGCCCGGUGGCAUGAACCACAGCGGCCCCAGGGCACCCCCCGUGCAGGACGCGCUGCUGCUGCUGGACCCCAAUCUCGGGGCCAGCUUUGGCCACCUGCUGCGGCUCUUCCACCUGGACUUCGGCAUCAGCUUGGGGGCCGGGACAGCGUCUACCUGGGCAAAUCUGUCUCAGUUGGAACAGCUGAUGAAUGUGAAAGACUUUGUUGAGAAAUGGGAAUCUGAAGUGAAGGACGCAGAGAGUGGUUGUGCACAAGGUGCGAAGCAAGAAGAUGUUUCCAAGGUGAACAAUCCAAGGCUUCUUCAGGAGAAGUUUCUUCAAAGGACAGCAAAGGUGGUCUGUAUCUUGGAGAGGAAGCAUUCCAGAGCAGCUACAGGCUUCAUCAAACUGCUGGCAGACAAAAGCAGUGAACUCUUCAAGAAGUGCGCCAUGUUCUCACCUGUGGACCACCGAGUGCCUAGAGCCUAUGUGUCUUUGGCAGACUGCCCUCCGGACUUCAUGAGCCGGCCUGAGGACUACUCCAGUACGCUCUUCAUCUGUCGGAUUGUGGAUUGGAGGGAAGACAGCAACUUUGCAAUAGGACAAAUGGCCAAAAGUCUUGGGCAGGCUGGUGAAAUUGAGCCUGAAACAGAAGGGAUCCUGACGGAGUACGGUGUGGAUUUCUCUGACUUCUCCCGAGACGUUCUGGAAUGCCUUCCCCAGAGCCUGCCCUGGGUCAUCCCACCCGCAGAGUUGGCCAACAGGAGAGAUUUAAGGAAAGAAUGCAUCUUCACCAUUGAUCCGUCAACUGCCAGGGACCUUGAUGAUGCCUUGUCCUGCAAACAACUUCCUGAUGGAAACGUUGAAGUGGGUGUUCAUAUCGCAGAUGUGAGUUACUUUGUUCUGGAAGGAACAGCGCUGGAUCAAGUGGCCAGUGGAAGGGCAACUAGUGUGUAUCUAGUGCAGAAGGUGAUCCCUAUGCUUCCCAGGCUGCUUUGCGAGGAGUUGUGCAGUCUCAAUCCUAUGAAAGACAGACUGACGUUUUCUGUAAUGUGGAAAAUGACUCCAGAAGGCAAGAUCCUCGAUGAAUGGUUCGGGCGAACCGUUAUCUGUUCCUGCGUGAAGCUGAGCUAUGACCAUGCACAGAGUAUGAUUGAAAACCCCAGCAAGGUUUUUGGGCCAGAAGAACUGCCUCCAGUCUCUCCCCAGCACACAGUCGACGAAAUUCACCAAGCUGUCCUGAACCUCCACCAAAUCGCCAAGCAUCUGCGCAAACAGCGCUUCAUUGAUGGUGCUCUUCGUUUAGACCAGCUAAAGCUCUCGUUUACAUUGGACAAGGAAAGCGGGAUGCCUCAAGGCUGUUAUAUCUAUCAGUAUCGGGACAGCAACAAGCUGGUGGAAGAAUUUAUGCUGCUGGCGAACAUGGCCGUCGCCCAUCAGAUCUACCGCUCCUUCCCCCAACAGGCCUUGCUGCGCCGUCACCCCCCACCCCAGACCAAGAUGCUGAACGACCUCAUGGAGUUCUGCGACCAGAUGGGACUGGAGAUAGAUUUCAGCAGCGCAGGGGCCCUGCACAAAAGUCUGAAUGAAACGUUUGGUGCAGACAGCUAUGCAGAGGCCAGGAAAGAAGUGCUGACCAACAUGUUCUCCAGGCCAAUGCAGAUGGCUCUUUACUUCUGCGCUGGCGUCCUGGAAGACGAGACCCUCUUCCGCCACUACGCCCUGAAUGUGCCGCUCUACACCCACUUCACCUCGCCCAUCCGCCGCUUUGCUGACAUCCUCGUGCACCGGCUCCUCUCCGCCUCCCUGGGCUCGGGGCGCCCGGUCCAGAUGAGAAAGGAGGCCAUCCAGAAGCAAGCGGAUCACUGCAAUGACCGGAAAAUGGCUUCCAAGAGGGUGCAGGAGCUCAGCGCUGACCUGUUCUUCGCCAUCUUCGUCAGGGAGUGCGGCCCACUGGAGUCAGAGGCAAUGGUGAUGGGCGUCCUGAACAAGGCCUUCGACGUCCUGGUGCUGAGAUUCGGAGUUCAGAAACGCAUCUACUGUAACGCUCUGCCGCUGACCGGAGUCCGCUUUGAGAAGGUGGGGAAGAAGCCUGAACUAACUCUUCUGUGGGAGCCGGAGACCCCAGAGCAGGAAGCUGCCCCUCAGGUGAUCACCAUCUUCACCUUGGUGGAGGUCGUCCUGACGUCCGACAGCGGCCCCCUGAAGUACAGCGCGGUGCUCAAGAGACCGGGCCGGGAGAAGUGAGCGCCGCGGGCUCCGUCGCCUGCCGCCCCGCCAUGCCGCCAGACUCCUCUGAUCCCGCCAGGCCUUACUCUGCCCUCCCCUAGCUCCGCGGGGGUGGGGGAGGGAACUUUUUAAAUUAAUUCAGUUUUACUUCCGGUUUGGAUUUUAACCUGGGCGGCGGGGGGAGCUCGGGGCUUUCCUGGCUGAGAUCGUUGAAGCUGCAGGAACAUUAACGCUGUUUCUAAAAUAGUUUUUAGCCCUUUUUUUUUUUUUUUUUUAAUGCUGCUGACUGCCCCUCCCCCGCCACCCGAGCCAGCCUCUUGGAGGGGUUGCUGCUGUCCCUGGUGCUUUGGGCCAUUCUGGACGUGGGAGAACCAGGGGGCCACCGACCGGUUUCUUGCUGAAUUCUGCAUCCCGUAAUAAAGCUCUGGCCAGCGA
Molecule: messenger RNA, 4547 nt
Organism: Trachemys scripta elegans
Lineage: Eukaryota; Metazoa; Chordata; Testudines; Emydidae
Gene: DIS3L2
Product: DIS3 like 3'-5' exoribonuclease 2
Exons: 23
Coding region: 612-4130 (1172 amino acids)
Biological process (GO): miRNA catabolic process
Cellular component (GO): exosome (RNase complex); P-body
Molecular function (GO): 3'-5'-RNA exonuclease activity; RNA binding
Source: RefSeq, a predicted model, not a curated record